Molecule: messenger RNA, 4870 nt
Organism: Myxocyprinus asiaticus (Chinese sucker)
Lineage: Eukaryota; Metazoa; Chordata; Actinopteri; Cypriniformes; Catostomidae
Product: thyrotropin-releasing hormone receptor-like
Exons: 2
Coding region: 1-1215 (404 amino acids)
Biological process (GO): phospholipase C-activating G protein-coupled receptor signaling pathway
Cellular component (GO): membrane
Molecular function (GO): thyrotropin-releasing hormone receptor activity
Source: RefSeq, a predicted model, not a curated record
AUGGAGAACAGCACUUUAUUCCAAUUCCCCAACGCGACUCUCCCGACGUGGACUGAUAACAGUAUCGAAUACAAAAUCGUAAGCAUAUUAUUAGUGAUUCUUAUUUGUGGAAUUGGAAUUGUCGGAAAUGUCAUGGUCAUUCUUGUGGUCUUAACGACCAAGCACAUGCGCACCCCAACUAACUGCUACCUGGUAAGUCUGGCGGUUGCCGACCUCAUGGUCCUGACGGCAGCGGGGCUGCCCAACAUCACCGACAGCCUCUUCGGCCAGUGGGUGUACGGAUACGCCGGCUGUCUCUCCAUCACUUACUUUCAGUACCUGGGCAUCAACGCGUCCUCCUGCUCCAUCACAGCCUUCACCAUUGAGCGCUACAUCGCCAUCUGUCACCCUAUAAAAGCGCAAUUCCUGUGCACCCUCUCAAGAGCAAAAAAGAUCAUUGUUCUCGUUUGGUUUUUUACGUCCCUAUAUUGCGUCAUGUGGUUUUACCUUUCCGAUACAAAAGAGGUGGCUUACGAAAACGUUAUCCUAAUGACUUGCGCCUACAAAGUGUCCAGAAACCUGUAUUUGCCGAUAUAUUUCACAGAUUUUGCCGUGUUCUACGUUUUCCCGCUUCUGUUGGCGAUUGUUUUAUACGGGCUGAUCGCAAGAAUUCUGUUCCUCAACCCACUCCCGUCAGAUCCCAAGGAAAGUAGAAGGAACUGGAAAAAGGAGUCGACCGCGGGGAAUAAAUCAAUUAACUCCAGGAGUUCAUCCAGCAGCACGACUGCAGCUUCUCGGAGGCAGGUGACAAAGAUGCUGGCAGUGGUGGUGAUCCUCUUCGCUCUGCUCUGGAUGCCCUAUCGGACGCUGGUAGUGGUCAACUCCUUCCUCAAGGAGGCCUACUUGGACACCUGGUUCCUUCUCUUCUGCCGUCUCUGCAUCUACAUGAACAGCGCCAUCAACCCCAUCAUCUACAAUGCCAUGUCACAGAAGUUCCGUGCCGCCUUCCACAAACUGUGCCAUUGCGGGGCUCAGCACUCUGAGAAGCCCCCCACUUACAGUGUGGCCCUCACGUACAGUGUCAUCAAGGAGACCUCCAAUGGAGAAAGCCCAGAUCACUACACCACAGAGAUAGACGACAUCCGUGGAGCUGCCGAAGAGCUAUUGCCUGGGAGGAAAAGGUUAUCAUUUAAAGAGCCCUCACUGGCUUGUAAGGGUACACUGACUAGUGCUUAGCUCCUUAUUAGCAAAUUUGAUGAGGCAGGGUGUAUUAGUUUACUGUCUACAGUGUUAACAGUUUAACAGAGAAAAUGUGCCUCUGAGAACAAGGACUAGGAGUGUAGCUAGCUGCCACAUGGAAACCGCAUUUUGACAAUCAAAGAUUUUUAAUUAGCAGUUUUUAAACAAGCAGAUUUAUUUAUAGCCAACAUAGUCUCAUGAUAACUCGUCAUAAUUUGUACAACAUGGCAAAAUAUGGUAUGACUUUUAUUCCCAUAGAGACCAACCAAACAACAAACAGAAUUUCAAAUCAAUAUAGUACAGGCAUUACAUUUUAGCUAGCUUCCUAUCCAACACUUUUUUUUAAAGAAAGGAAACGUCAAUAAAUUUGGUUUGUUACAUAUUUAUUUAUGCAUUAAAAAUUAUUGAUGUAUGUCAAUAACUCGUACAACAUGAUCACACGGAAAGUCUGCAUGUUGUUUCUGAGAGUUCCAGUACCCUUGGAUCAACCACAUUAUGCCUACUCACAAGUGCAUCUUAUAUCAGGCACUAAAAACUAAAUGUUUUUCAUUUUGGUUCACUCUGAGCAGAUAAGGUAUUUUUCAUUCCGGUUCCUCCUCCUUUCCAAUUGGUAACUGGUCAGAAUGAAAUUAAGGAAUGGUAAUAACGUUCUUUUUUUAAAAAAAUGACAGUACUCUGUGCUAAAGAUGAGUGAUACCAGUUGCCGUGUUACCAGAUCUCUCAAAAACAAAAAGGGACCUGGUCUAGAAAAACACACUGAAAACAAGGGACUUUUAGUGUUACUAAAUUAGUGAUUAUAAGCAAUUAAAUUCUUUUUUUUCCCAUGUGGGGAAAUUAUCAGCAUAGAAAUCAUAACAAGCAAAGUGUACAGUAGCCUACAUAAAAUAAUGUAUUUUCAGUAAUGUAUUCUUAAUAUUAAAUAUGUCCCCAAAAAUAUGUAAAAUAUGUCAAAAAUACAUCUGGCUGUCUAAAAUCAAUUAAUACCACAAAUAUCUUUUCUCCUGCAUGCAUGCACAUAUUGCUUCAACGUCAUCUUAUAAGGGCCGAAUUAUUAUUUUUUAAAACAUGUCAUAAUUAUUUAAUAAUUAUUUUAUUAUUUUAUUUUAAUUACAGAUCUGCUUCUCGAUUCAGAAUCCAGCAGCAUCACAUCUGUAUUAAUGCAUCAUAUCUAACAUAAUUCAGUGAAGACUUGGAAACAACUGAGAAAUUUACUUUUUACCUCAAUAUCUUUCCUUGUAUCUGAAUUAACACAUGUUUAUAUAGUAAUUAUAUACAGUAUAUUUGUCUAAAAGGUCUUCAGCAUGUCACAAAGCUUCAUCCACAAUGUGCAUGAAGGCAAAGAAAAGAGUUGAUGUGGUUUCCUUCAGAAACAAAAAAGAGAGAAGCCUAAGUUUUUGGGGCAACAGGAAGUGGUGUACUUCCAAAAAUGUACUGUAAGUCAUUUAGACCUUGGUUUCAUAUAUACAUAUAUAUAUAUAUAUAUAUAUAUAUAUGGAAUGAAAUUAACCAGCUCUUAACUGAUUACCAACAUUUAAAAAUAAAGUUUUCACUCCGGAACAAUUGAAAGAGACUUAGCUCCCGUUUUCAGUUAUGUUUUGCAACAAAACAAAACAAAACAAAACAAAAAACAUUUUUCAUUUUCAUUCCUUGGAACGUUUUAAUUCCCUGGAACGUUUUAAUUCCCUGUCUCCUAUCACAUUUUUGCAACAGCUGCAGCAUGUUUACUUUCCCCUGUGGUGUGACCAUAAGCAUGUUGCAUCAGCAGCAUGGGAGACCCAGGCUUGGAUCCCAUGUUAAAACUAGGAAGUAAUCGCUUUCGCAUAAUCAGUGACAAGUGUGAUUCAGAAGUUGCAUUUUCCCCUUUAACAUUACAUUUUUAAUCCACUGAUGGUUAGAUUUAGGUUUGGGUCAGUUUAUAAAAUAUGCAUUCCUCUUUACUGUAUUACAGCCUGUACAGCUAAAAACCACUCGCUUCACAACUCGCUUUUGGUGCCCCUCCGUGGACAUUUCACCCAGAAAAUCCAGCUCACACAUGCCCAUCCGCCCAACAACAGUAACCGCUUUGUCCACUGGUGGCACUGUUUCACAUUUUGAUUAGCACAUACCGAUUUUAGCUAAAGAAAAGUCAACCUACUGUGUCCGAAUUCACUGUGAGAUCAGUCUGACCUGUAACACACUUCCAUUGUCUCAUUCCAAACCCAGAUGUUUUAUGUCUUCUGUGAUACACAACAGUGAAUUAACUUAAUAAAUUCAUGGUUAGGUUUAGGGUUUGGGUUAGGGGUUAAAUUUAGAAAAAUCUUAAUAAUAUUGUUCGUUGGUUUGUUUAUUUUUUGCUAUGGGAGGAAAGGUUUUUGUAUGAGCCAACAUGUACGAUUUCUUAUGAUUUCACCAUCUCGUACUAAUGUCAUGAGACAGGGAUGUUCAAAGCCCAAUAUACUAGAGUUGACUGAAGACCAAAAUAGGCCUUCCUUCUGCUCUGCUCUGAGUACUGUCCUGUCUAGUCACAGCUCCUAAAGCAAUCAUAGGUGAGGAUUUAGAGACACUUGAUUGGUUGGGUUAAACUUGACUGGGUGAUUUUAUUGACUUGAGGGUGAUUAAGUGUGUGAGCUCAGGGGUGAAUUCUCUGGUCCUUUCACACAGAGGAUUUCUUUUAGCACUGUGUACUCAAAGCACUGCCCAUUGGUAACUGUGGCAACAGCUUCAUGUAUCAUUGCCAAAUCAUCACCCUGGGAAACUUGAUCUAGGGAUGGCUUUCACACAGAUACACCGCACUCAACUGAUUUGAAAAUGGAUGGUUGAUUACUUAUCAGCUCACAUUUGUUGAAAUUGCAAGCUGAAUUUGAACAUUCACCCUUAUAAAAUAAGUUGUAAAUAGCCUGCCCAAUAAUGCUUUCUUUUGCAAAGGAGUAUAAAAUUCUAACCAUCAAAACCUAACCAUUUAAGCCACUCCACAUCUCCACUCUUUUUAGACUGCAUUUUUAGUCACACCCUUAUUGUCCCAUGACAAUCUAAAACAACAUUAAACAAGUGUCCAUUGCUUUACAUAUAUUGCACAUAGUGCAUUCUGCUCCACUCCACAUCUUCACUCUAUUUAGACUGACAUUUUUUCACAUAGUUGUCAUGUUUAACUAGCAGAGCAGUGCACAUGAAGUACGUAAAUGAACAGCAUUACGAUUGUUAGCUGCAAAAGUAUAAUUUGGAGAAGAAUUUAAUGAAUGAUAUUGGAUGUCUACAGCUGUAUCAUUGCCAUUUUUGUUAAACAAUGGAAUGUAAUUGAAUUAUUACAUUAAGAUGUAAAUAAUUUGUUUUGAUAUCUCACCCUUUCUCUUUCGAUUGUAUUUGCUGUAGUUUUUGAAAUUUGUUUGCUGUAAAAAUGCCUGAGUGAAAAUUUGCUGACUUUUGAUGUAGCAUUAUAAAAAUCAUAUGACUCAAACUGGCCAAAAGAGUUUAAUUUAUGGUUAAAAUCACCAUCAGUUUAAGCAUGUAGACUUUAGAGGAAAAAGAUGGCUGCUGUUGUGAUGUGAGCAAAAUAAUAAUAAUAAUAAGUAAAUAAAUUCAGUAUAUUGAUGUUUAAAUAGCCUUUCUGUUUUAAGACAUGUUUUGUAUGUAUUUUGUACAGUUGUUGUUUAAAAAUAAACUGAUGGUAGAAGUU